AUGGACGAAGAGAGGGAGAAUGUGCCUGACCGCGACAUAAUGAACGAGUACGGCUUAGGUCGGUUAGCCAGCUAUGACAGACCAGAGCUGCUUGAGGAAGAUGUCAAGCCGGACUACCUGACGCGUAACAAGAGCGAGAGGCUACGUUUGCAAGGCCUUUUGCUGAGCAAGAUGUCUCGACCGCCAUCGCGUCUCGAUGUCGACGAGCGAGUGCUCGACGCGCCCGUUACCCGCGGGGAAGCUUUCGCACUCUGGAUGGUCAACGAAGGCCGUCGGAGAAUCUUCUUCGGUGUCUUCCUCAUCGUCCAAACCCUUGUCUUUGUGCUCGGUUUCGUCAAUUAUGCCUACAGCGACAAUUUCGACAAUGCGCGUGCGACGUUUCAUAUCACUUAUCCGAUCGCACGGGCAGCAGCACUUACGCUCCAUUUUGAUUUGGCUCUCAUCCUUCUGCCUGUCUGUCGCAACAUGAUAUCCUUCCUGCGCAACACACCAUUAGGAGCUGUCAUCCCUUUUGAUAGCAAUAUCACCUUCCACAAGGCUGUAGCAUGGAGCAUGGUUUUCUUCACGGCUGUCCAUGUUACAGCUCAUAUGGUCAACUUCGCCCAGCUCGGCAUUGCCUCUGGCACGAAUGUCGUCGGUUUCCUCGGCGCCAAUUUCGCCACGGGUCCAGGCAUUACAGGCUGGAUCAUGACCCUUGCUUUGGCUGUGAUGGUCUGGACAGCGAUCGAAAAGAACCGACGAGCCAACUUUGAACGGUUCUGGUAUGCUCAUCACCUGGGCUUAGUCUUCUUUCUCAUGUGGAGCAUCCAUGGCAUGUUCUGUAUGAUCCAGCCCGAUCGUCCUCCGUAUUGCUCAGCAAGCUCUAUCGGCAUCUUUUGGCGCUACUGGCUCGUCGGAGGCACGAUUUAUUCCUACGAGCGUAUCCUGCGAGAGCUCAGAUCUCGCCACAAGACAUACAUCACGAAAGUCAUCCAGCAUCCGUCUAAUGUCGUCGAGAUUCAAUUCCAACGCGAAGGUGCAGUCUCUCGGCCGGGACAGUACAUCUUCCUCAACUGUCCUGCCAUCUCGCUAUGGCAAUGGCAUCCUUUCACGCUCACUUCUGCACCCGAGCAUGGCUAUCUGAGCGUCCACAUCAGAAUGGUGGGCGACUUCACCCGCGCACUGGGCGAGGCUCUCGGCUGCGAUCUUGAAGGAGACAAGGGCGGAGCUGCAAAGGCAGGCAGUCAGGAGAUCCAGGUCACGAACAAGCAAGUUCUGCCCCGCAUCAUGAUUGACGGGCCGUUCGGCUCAAGCUCGGAAGACUACCGGAAAUUCGACACCGUAGUGCUCGUAGGAGCUGGCAUUGGCAUUACACCAUUUGCAAGCAUUUUGUCCUCAAUCUGGUAUCAGAAGAACGAAGCUCGUCGCCGCGGCAAGAAGACUCGUCUGACCAAAGUCUACUUCUUCUGGAUCUGUCGGGACACAACGACGCUGAGCUGGUUUCAGAACUUGCUCUCCGCUAUCGAAGAUCAAGACGACGAGGGAUACGUCGAAAUCCACACUUAUGUCACCCAGCGACUGAAAGAGGCAGAACUCAAUAAUCUGAUGAUUGCUGACGUCGGAUCCGAACGAGACUCAAUCACUGGGCUCAAAGCGCCGACGCAUUUUGGCAGACCGAAUUGGUCGGCCAUCUUUCAGUCGCUGCAACAUCGACAUCCGAGUACAGAGGUCGGCGUCUUCUUCUGCGGCCCGAAGCCGCUUGGCUCUGCGCUCCAUUUGCUUGGCAACUUUGCUUGCUCAGAUACCAUCAUGGACAAGCUAAGGAAGAGAUCUUGGCUCAGACCGGUCAAGAGCAAGAAUGCACUUCAGGGAGCAACGGAUGCCGUCUCAACGGCCAGCCAGAUCAGCGUCGAAGUUUCGCAUCAGCAGACAUCUGCCCGGGAACGCAGUUGGCCCUCACUUUCGAUCAGGGCAACUCUCGAUAGCCGGUUCAUGUCUUCACGGGCCUCGUCCAUUCCACAAGCCACGAGUCCAAGCUAUAUGGGGAGUGAUGCUCACUCGUUGUCAACCCUGACUUCUUCUUGCCGACCGGAACCUCGCUACCUCGUGGCUGGCGAGAUUCCUCGGCCGACGCUCGUGAUCGAGGACGUGCAGCUGUUUGACGUUUGCAAUGCCAGCCCGGCAUACGACGACGCCCGGGAAGAUCAAGACAGCGUCGCGUCGCCGGCGUCGGUUUUGGGCAGACAGAGCACCGUCUGUUUACGUCGCAUGGGGAUCGACACAGACGCAGAGAGCGGAGCUGAUCCCGAUCUCAAGCGCUUCUCAUUCCCUUUACCUGCCUCGACUUCUGUUGGCUCGAGGGCGAGCCUGGUGAAGGAGCCGGCCGGAUCCCGAGUACUGACGCCGGCAAGUAGCCCGGCGGUCGCAUCGCCAUCCUCUCGUUCGCCACAGUCUCGAUCGCCAACGGGAUAUGGUCCAAGCUCUGCUCUAGCAAGGAGGCCAUCUACGUCUGCCGCUCUCUCGCUCAUGCCAAAGCACCCUACGACGGAAUAUCUCGCCGAUCAGCUGAACUCGAAGCAAGAGUAUGCUAGCUCAGAAUCAGCUAUGACAGAGCCUCGGAGACCUUCUUCGCCCGCGCCACUGGGUAGAGCUGACCAAGUGCUCAUUCCCGCACGUAGAGACUCUGUCGAUUCUGCAGAGGAAGCCUUGCGUGACCUCAAUCUCACUUCGACCGACGAGACUGUCUCUAGACCUGUUGCGUUCUCAUACGGCCCGACGAGGCCCGUCAGGACCAAGCAAUCGCCCGACCUUUCGACGCAGUGGCGCAGAGUCGACGAGCUUACGGCUGCUCGAUCGAGCGAUCCCAGCAAGUCGCCGCAAAAGCCAUCAGGUCGAGAGCACACGCUCAGAUCACCCGCUUCAGCCGAUAACAUAGUUCAGAUCCAUCGAGAUCCGGCUCUGGCAUCUAGCGGUAACAGGCUGAGCAAGUCAGGCGUGAGCAUCAACAGCACCAGCACCGAGUCGCUCAGCAUGUGGCCGAGAACCGACAGCUUUCCAGCGACGCUGCAUCGAGAGGCGAUGCACGAUAGAUCUGAUCUGCCUGCCAAUAUGCCCGAAUGGUCACGCCUUCAAGCUGACGAGCCUACUUCCUACCCGAACAAUAAGAUCGUGCGAGAUCUCGACUUUGCCAUGCGCAAAUUACUCUCUGAAGCCGUCUUCAAAGACUUCCUCGAAGAUCCGCUCGCUCGAUGGCGUUUUCGAGAGUACCUCAAGACGACGCGGGGUGAUCCGCCUUAUCUGCUUGACUGCUGGUGGGAUGCCGAGCUUUUUGCCCGCCAAUUCCGCGCACUUCGCCAGGGCGCCCAUGACUUUGGACAGCUAUACCUUCAGCCUACGGUAGCAAUCAGCGACAAAGUUGGCGUAAGCUCCGACAAGAUGAGUGAUGCCUCGCUAGUCCUCGACUCCAUCGCCACUGCUUCCAACCCAGUAGCUCGCAUACAAGAUGAUAUGCUCCGCACGAUGUUCAAGACUGACUUCCAAUCUUUCGUCAAGACGCGACUAGUCGAGCAAGCUCGCGUCAAGCUUGGAUCUUUUACCCUUCGCGACAAAGAAAAGGGCCAGGGACUCGGCGACUGUUUCGUCAUCACCAACCCGAGGCAGAGAGAUCAUCCCAUUAUCGGCGCAAGUGAUGCUUUCGUCGAGCUGACCGGCUACUCCCGUCAGGCGAUCUGCAGCCGCAACUGUCGGUUCUUACAAGGCCCGAGUACAUCGCGCGAAGCAGUUGCGCGGAUCCGAGUCGCACUUAACACCGGUCAGGCCUGCACCGAGCUGCUCCUCAAUUACCGUCAGAACGGACAGCCCUUUUUCAAUCUACUGUGCAUCUUCCCCUUGCGCGACACAGAUGGCAGCGUUUCGUACUAUUGCGGCGGCCAGAUCAACGUAUCUGGGCCGUUGAAGUCAUCGAAAAGUCUCAGAUUUCUGGUCGGAAUCGAAGACGAAGAGCCGAAUGGGGCAGGCAGUGAAGUCGAGCCUUCGCCGACGAUGUCACAAUAUCUCACACACAAGCGGUCUAAUCUCGAGAGUCCGGCACAGUGUAAUCCCCUCUUCCCGUCUGCAGCCGGCUAUCAACCUUCGAGCGCCGAGCUCUCGCGCCACACUUCGGCUCGUUCGGCCAUCGUACUCGACAGUCUCGCAAAUGGCAAAGAGCCACAGCAGACGCCCGGACCAGGUGCAGAGCAGCAGUUCCGCGUCAAAGAAGCCAAAGGUAUUGACGAAGCAUCGCGCGAAUUCGAGAGCGUUUAUUCGAAGGCGAUCUUCCUCGAGCCUCACCGCUGCAAGAUCCUCUUUGCCACUGAGCCUUUUCUGGAGUAUCUAGGUUUGCCGACAAGCACAGCGAAAGAACGAUUCAAUUCGGCGGUACUGCGCCAAGAUCUCACCGAUUUGCUCCAUUCGCCAAAGCCAGAAGGCACGAAGCGAUUGCGCGAUCAAGUCAGAGCAGCGAUUGCAGAAGGUCAAGCAUUCAGCGUCUUGACAGAUAUCAAGAUCAGCUCGACGAGCUUAUCGCAUAUCAUCCCGCGCAAGAAGACCUUGGCCCGACAGAGAGGUGAGUGCAAUACAUUUGAGGCUGAAGUAGCUGACGGGGGAAGACAGGCAUGCGUGCGUGCCAUCUUUGCACCAAAGUGUACGCUGACAAGCUGGGCAGUACAUGCAACGCCCAUCAAGGACACUUCUGGCUCUAUCUUUGCCUUUGUUGCGCUCUUUGGUACAGACUGA
Mixia osmundae IAM 14324 is the source of this 4752-nucleotide messenger RNA. RefSeq lists its product as uncharacterized. Lineage: Eukaryota; Fungi; Basidiomycota; Mixiomycetes; Mixiales; Mixiaceae. The record is from RefSeq and is a predicted model, not a curated record. The coding region runs from base 1 to 4752 and encodes 1583 amino acids. The transcript has 18 exons. Gene Ontology annotation, molecular function: superoxide-generating NAD(P)H oxidase activity. Gene Ontology annotation, biological process: superoxide anion generation; defense response. Gene Ontology annotation, cellular component: NADPH oxidase complex; plasma membrane.